Agrilus planipennis (emerald ash borer) is the source of this 952-nucleotide messenger RNA. It is a transcript of the gene Elp5, whose product is annotated as elongator complex protein 5. The transcript is spliced from 4 exons. The record is from RefSeq and is a predicted model, not a curated record. Gene Ontology annotation, molecular function: tRNA binding. Lineage: Eukaryota; Metazoa; Arthropoda; Insecta; Coleoptera; Buprestidae. Gene Ontology annotation, biological process: tRNA wobble uridine modification. The coding region runs from base 33 to 866 and encodes 277 amino acids. Gene Ontology annotation, cellular component: cytosol; elongator holoenzyme complex; nucleus.
UCCUUUUAUUACGUAUUAAACCCUUGAAAACCAUGUUAAAGACAAUUCUGCACAGUAAUCCACCAUCAAAGUUCAUUUUAAUUGAAGACAGUCUAAAAGAAGGGGGCACAGAUGUUUUAAAUUAUCUUAUUCACCUACACACAGAGCAACAUACGGAGGUUCAUCAUUUUAUAUUUAGUGGGAAUUUUGAAAAGCAGAAACAUUCAAAUCCAAGGGUUAAAACAUAUGAUUUUACUAGUGAUUUCCAAGGGUGGUUUUCCCAACAGAACCCUAAUAUAAACGACAUUGUCGAGGGAAUUAGUACCAAAACUGUUGUAGUGAUUGAUUCUUUAGCCCAUAUGAUUUUUCAGUACGGUGUUUCUCAAUGUUAUAAAUUAAUUAGAUAUUUAAAAGAGAGACCAAAUAUCAUACAAGUUGCCACUAUAUUGCACACAGACCUGGUCGAAAGUGUUGAUAUUUUGCCCUUUUUUGAACAUCUGUCCACCUUUUGUAUGAUAAGAGAGCCCCAAUUUAAUAAAACCAAAAAAAGGGUGUCCUGCAUUUACAAGAAGCCAAGUGGUAAAAUUACAAGACUAAAAGAUGAGUAUUAUUUUAAUGAGGGUCAAUUAUUUAGUGCCACUAUUAAAACUGUUAAUCCUGAUGUGUUAGUACAGCAAAGUAUCAACCAAAUGUUAUCAGAUACACUAACAACCUUUAGAUUAUCUCUUGAUGAUAAAGAGAGGGAAUCUAGGGAUAAAGUGGUGUUACCAUUUUUACCUAAGGAAGUUACCCCCGAUAAAGAAGAAUCUGGGGGUAAGAUAACAUACAAAUUUGACGAGGUUGAUGAUUGGGAUGAAGAAGAUCCAGAUGAUGAUCUUAACAUAUAAUUUUUUGUUAUUCAGUUCCCAUAUUAUUUGUUUUAGCCUGUAUUAAGUAAUAAAUAAUAAAUAUCCUUUUUAUAUGACAGUAUUGA